GAACCACUUCUCUUUAUCAUCGCGAUUCUCCCAUUCUUCGUGAUGCGCUGUGGCCUCGCAACUCUGCCAUAAUACUAAUUACUAACCCUAUAGCAGCAGUGAAAGUCGUAGUCUGGAAACUGACUGUUUGAGCUCUUGCGCCUCUCCUUGAGCAAAACAAACAAGCAACCAGCUUUGGAAGCUUCAACCCACAGUCAACAUGUCGGUCGCCAGAUACACGCAGCCUACGCUGCCGCAGACACCAGGAAAGCCCUCCGCACAGCCAGAACAGCCAUACACACCAAACGGGUCAUGGAAACAUCCACAGUUUGAAGAGAUCGCGCGUCGUCAAUAUGCUACCACAUUCGACGAGCGCAACAUCCGCGCCAUCAUCCUCAAUACCGGAAUCCUCUUCCUCUCAGUAUGGGGAAACGCCAUGACAGAAAAGGUCAAGUUAUUGGAGUACGCAGCCACCCCCAUAAACGCGCUCGUAAAGGCCGUCCCAUACAGCCAUUGGGGUGUCCUCCUCAUCCGAUUCCUCUUCGUCGCAAACAUCGUCAUCGCCUUCCUCCCCCUCGUCCGCCGAUACUACCCCGACGACAUGGCCGAUAUAGCUCUUACACCGUCCCAGCGCGCGGCCAUGGGCCUCAAAGCCGAUGUCAAUGCGCCUCCUACCCCAGGCUCUGUCUACGCUUCUCCAAACUAUGUCACACCGCCGCGUUACCAGCGAUCCACACCACGCAGCAAUAGCUUCAGCAACGGUUCGCAAUCGCCGCUGAAUGGCAGCCCUCGCGCAAGCCUCGGAAGAUCGACGUCAAACUCGUCAUACUCGCCCAAUAGCGCAAGUCCAAUGUUUCAACGCACGCUGAGUGGAUCGGCAAAGCGGUCGAGCUAUGGGAGUCCGAUGAGCAGCAGUUUGUUUGGUGAGAGCUCUAGUAGCUUUACUCCUGGUACUCCGACUCCGUCGACGGGUAAGGCUAGUGUUGGGUUGAACAACAAGUGGCUGUAUGAGAAGCGUAGGGAUAGUCCCAAGAGCAGCUUGUUCAUGUGAGGGGCUUGGGUGCUGCCAUGACGUCGGAUGAAUGACGCUGUAGCUACGGAACAUAUCGCUUUAUACCCCGAUAUAUCGCGCUGGCGUUUGGGUUUUUCUUCACCACAUAGCUUGGGGGGUUUUGUUCGAGCGCUGUAUAAUUUGCGCAGAAAGACAGACAGAGAUAGAGAGCGGGGAAUCUUUGAUAAUAAUGUCCCCAUAUCUAACCA
This is a messenger RNA of Pyrenophora tritici-repentis Pt-1C-BFP, 1239 nucleotides long. RefSeq names its product NPCC multi-domain protein. NCBI's taxonomy places the organism in Eukaryota, Fungi, Ascomycota, Dothideomycetes, Pleosporales, Pleosporaceae. Gene Ontology annotation, biological process: protein import into nucleus; spindle pole body duplication. The record is from RefSeq and is a predicted model, not a curated record. Gene Ontology annotation, cellular component: nuclear pore transmembrane ring; nuclear outer membrane.